GUUAGUAACUUCGUUUCGAGUUACUUCCUCGUGUAUAUCUAACGUAUUGCAAGGUAGGGGAAACACUGGAUUGGAUGAAAGGUAUAUACCGUACGAUGAUGGUUGUCAGUGACCAUGAGACUUCUUAGAAUGUUGGACAAGUAUUCAAGUUGCUUCAAAACUAUAUAUCAUUCUUCGAUUUCGUUAAUAUGGCUCGUUAAAUCUGUGUUAAAUUCUAUAUUUAAUUGUAAUUGUCAUCGACAUUAAAAAUUCGUUUAAAAUAGAGCAAAUAGAGGAAAAGUGUUACAAGUGAUAAGACUUUUCAUUUCAGGAUCCGGUACGGUAAAUAACUCGAAUAAAAAAUUUGUAUACUCUAAAUUUGUAAACGCCUUAACUCUUGGAAACUACUUUUGGAUCGUGGUGAUCGGAAGCAUAGAUGUUGUGAAUUCAAAUUUAUUGAAUUUAUCUUUUUCCUGUUUAAUGAUAAUAUAUAUUUUAUAUUUAUACAUAGAAGAAAAUGCAAUUCAAUCACUUUUUCCAUGGAUGCUUUCAUCAUAUUGAAGAUAAUAAUAAUCUGUGCAAUUUACGAAAGAUCGAUGAUUAAUCAGAAGAAUAAAUAAGUAUCAAUCGAUAUGGUUCAAAUCAAUUUUAAUUCGAUUCGAGUACUCGAAAGUACACGAGCUAAGUGAAUUAUGAUAAUUGACGGUCAACGGGGUGAAUAAAUAUUGUAAUUGAGAAUUGAAAAUUAAUGGAUCUAUGUCGUAAAUAUAUAUUUACGAAAAGUAAAAAAAAAAAGAAAAAAAGAAAAAAAAAGAAAAAAAAGAAAAGAAACUUUUCUAUAAAGUGAUAUUGUGAUAUUGAGUUAAUUGAACGAUGCUAAUCAAAAAACUGAAAUAUAUCAUCGAUUGUGCGUCAAAAGAUCGUGUUCAUGAGAGCACGUGUAUCUCCUAUCAGUGAUUUUUUUCUAUUGUGAAAACAAAAGUUUAGAAUUCUUGAUAAAUCAUGCUAAUCUCUUGAAAAAUAAUCGCCUGUUUUUCUUCCACUGAUACAAUCGAAAUAAUUCCAUAAGAUGUUUGUAUUGGAUGAAAAGAGAUCAAUAAUCAAUAUAUUUAAAAGAAGAAAUCAACUUUUACUGUCCUUCUGAACCGGUAUUCAGACCGGAAACAAAGUUUUCUGCAACUUUCCUCGUGGAAUAAUUAAAUCACUGUGUGAAAUACUUUUGGAGAAGGAAAAACUAGUUUGUUCGUAAGUUAAAAAGAGAGGGAGACGAAUAGAAAAAUUAAGGAAUAACAGGAGAAUAAAACUUCAAGGAAAUAUAGGAUAAAAUCCUUAAAAAAUUUGGAAUUCCAAUUUUAAUUGAAGAUCGAGUAGUAGAAUUACGAAAUGAGACGAUUAAAAAGAUUCAUUUUGGCUGAAAAUACAGAGGAAGACCCGAUAUGGAAAAGUUCGGAUAACUUAAUGAUUGGUAUAUCGAAAAUACAUGAGGAACUAUUGAAGGAAUCGACCGCUACACCGGAAACGAAAAAAAAGGAACCAGCCGCUUCACCGGAUAUAUCCAUAAAAAAACAACUACAAUCGUCGUGUAAUUUAACGCCCAGCAUGUCGCAGGGUACGGUGAUGAUCCAGACGCAAAGCCGACUACAUGAGAAGGACUUUACUAUUGCCACACCUGAGGAAUUUGUUCAUCGUUUCGGCGGUACAAGAGUCAUUAACAAAGUUCUGAUUGCCAACAAUGGAAUAGCAGCAGUAAAAUGUAUGCGUUCAAUCCGUCGAUGGUCCUACGAAAUGUUCAAGAACGAACGUGCUGUGCGCUUUGUUGUAAUGGUAACUCCGGAAGAUUUGAAAGCUAACGCAGAAUACAUCAAAAUGGCAGACCAAUACGUACCUGUACCAGGUGGAACCAACAACAAUAAUUAUGCAAAUGUCGAGUUAAUUGUAGACAUCGCUAUACGUACACAAGUCCAGGCUGUAUGGGCAGGAUGGGGUCAUGCAUCAGAAAAUCCAAAGUUGCCAGAAUUACUUCAUAAAAAUAACAUGUGCUUCAUUGGACCAUCCGAAAGAGCAAUGUGGGCUCUUGGAGAUAAAAUUGCAUCUAGUAUUGUAGCACAAACUGCAGAUGUACCGACACUUCCCUGGUCAGGUUCAGAAUUGACGGCGCAAUAUAGUGGAAAGAAGAUAAAAAUAUCUUCAGAACUUUUUAAAAAAGGAUGCGUUUCGACGGUAGAGGAAUGCUUAGCAGCAGCCAAUAAAAUAGGCUUUCCUAUAAUGGUAAAAGCUAGCGAAGGAGGUGGUGGCAAAGGUAUCAGAAAAGUUGAAAACGCUGAAGAAUUACCUACGUUAUUUAGGCAGGUACAAACUGAGAUACCUGGAUCUCCGAUAUUCAUUAUGAAGUUAGCAAAAUGUGCACGUCACUUAGAAGUUCAAUUACUAGCUGAUAAUUAUGGAAAUGCGAUAUCGUUAUUCGGUCGUGAUUGUUCUAUUCAGAGAAGACAUCAAAAAAUUAUCGAAGAAGCACCAGCCGUAAUUGCUAAACCUGAAGUCUUUGAAGAAAUGGAAAAAGCUGCUGUAAGAUUAGCCAAAAUGGUUGGAUAUGUCAGUGCAGGUACUGUCGAAUAUCUUUACGACACUUCUGGACGAUAUUACUUUUUGGAAUUGAAUCCACGUCUUCAAGUAGAACAUCCAUGUACUGAAAUGGUAUCUGAUGUUAAUUUACCUGCGGCUCAACUUCAGAUUGCUAUGGGAUUGCCCUUACAUCAUAUUAAAGACAUUCGUCUUCUUUAUGGUGAAAGUCCAUGGGGAGAUAGCGUCAUUGAUUUCGAUCAACCACGACAUAAACCUCAACCAUGGGGUCAUGUGAUAGCAGCAAGAAUUACUAGUGAAAAUCCUGAUGAAGGUUUUAAACCAAGUUCGGGUACUGUUCAAGAAUUGAAUUUUCGGUCUUCAAAAAAUGUUUGGGGUUAUUUCUCAGUAGGAGCUUCUGGAGGUCUUCACGAAUUCGCAGAUUCUCAGUUUGGUCAUUGUUUUUCUUGGGGAGAGGAUCGUAACCAGGCUCGAGAAAAUUUAGUCAUAGCUUUAAAAGAAUUGAGUAUUAGGGGUGAUUUCAGAACCACUGUCGAAUAUUUGAUCACAUUAUUAGAAACUGAAUCUUUUCAACAAAAUAAUAUAGACACUGCUUGGCUUGAUUUAUUGAUCGCCGAACGCGUUAGAAGUGAUAAACCGGAUGUAUUAUUAGCUGUAACGUGUGGCGCGCUUCAUAUCGCUGAUAGGACAAUCACGGCUGCUUUCACUGGAUUCCAAACAGCAUUAGAAAAAGGACAAAUACAAGCUAGUAAUGAUUUAGAUAAUAUUAUCGAUGUUGAACUUAUUAACGAUGGAUAUAAAUAUAAAGUACAGACUGCUAAGUCAGGUCCUAAUAGUUAUUUUCUUGUUAUGAACGGUUCCUACAAAGAAGUAGAAGUACACCGACUGUCAGAUGGAGGAUUGCUGCUCUCUUUAGAUGGUGCAAGUUUUACUACUUAUAUGAGGGAAGAAGUUGAUCGUUAUAGAAUUAUUAUUGGAAAUCAAACUUGCAUCUUUGAAAAGGAUAACGAUCCUUCUUUAUUAAGAUCACCAUCAGCCGGAAAAUUGAUCAGUUAUUUGGUAGAAGAUGGUGGACAUGUGAAUGCUGGACAAGCCUAUGCAGAAAUUGAAGUUAUGAAAAUGGUAAUGACAAUAACAGCGAGCGAAGCUGGUCGUGUCUUCUAUGUUAAAAGACCGGGUGCUAUUCUUGAGGCUGGUACUUUGAUUGCUCAAUUAGAGUUGGACGAUCCGUCUUUGGUAACGAAAGCCCAAGAUUAUACUGGUCAAUUCCCAGAAACUGCAGCACCAGCAAUACCGGAAAAAUUAAAUCAUUUACAUGCUAAAUAUAGAAUCGCUUUAGAAAACACUUUAGCAGGAUAUUGUUUGCCAGACCCAUAUCAUUUACCACGAGUACGAGAACUUCUUGAGAAAUUUAUGAAUUCACUUCGUGAUCCUAGUUUACCUCUACUUGAAUUACAAGAAGUAAUUGCAACAAUAUCAGGAAGAAUUCCAAUUUCUGUCGAGAAAAAAAUCAGAAAAUUAAUGUCGUUGUAUGAAAGAAAUAUUACCUCUGUUUUAGCUCAAUUUCCUAGUCAACAGAUUGCUGCUGUAAUUGAUGGACAUGCAGCAACUCUUUCAAAGCGAUCUGAACGUGACGUAUUCUUUUUAACUACUCAAGCUAUAGUACAAUUAGUACAAAGAUAUAGAAAUGGAAUACGUGGAAGAAUGAAAACUGCUGUUCACGAACUUCUUCGACAAUAUUAUACAGUUGAAAGCCAGUUCCAACAAGGGCAUUAUGAUAAAUGUGUUUCAGCUUUAAUAGAACAGUACAAAGAUGAUGUAGCAACAGUAACAGCUAUGAUCUUUAGUCACAAUCAAGUCACAAAGAAGAAUGUUUUAGUAACUAUGCUCAUUGAUCAUCUUUGGGCAAAUGAACCCGGCCUCACGGAUGAAUUGUCGAGUACAUUGACAGAAUUAACUAGUUUGAAUCGUACAGAACAUAGUCGUGUGGCAUUACGUGCAAGACAAAUUCUAAUUGCUGCUCACCAACCUGCAUAUGAGUUAAGACAUAAUCAAAUGGAAUCUAUAUUUUUGUCAGCAGUAGAUAUGUACGGCCAUGAUUUUCACCCAGAAAAUUUACAAAAAUUGAUCCUUUCUGAAACAUCUAUUUUCGAUAUUUUACAUGAUUUCUUUUAUCAUUCCAAUCGUGCAGUUUGUAAUGCUGCUUUAGAAGUUUAUGUCCGCAGAGCUUAUAUCAGCUAUGAGUUAACAUGUUUACAACAUUUAGAACUAUCAGGUGAAGUGCCACUUGUACAUUUCCAAUUCUUAUUACCUAAUAAUCAUCCCAAUAUACAGAAUCAAUCUUCAGUUAAUCAUAGAAUUGGAGCUAUGGCAGCUUUCCAAGAUAUGGAUCAAUUUGUUCGAUAUUCUGAUGAAGUUUUCGAUCUCUUAGAAGACUUAUCUUCAGUUACCACAGUUUCAGCCAAAGUUUUAGAAGCAGUAGAUGCAGCUGGAAGCGAAUCGAGACAUAGCACAUCUAUAAAUGUAUCUCUAAGUACUGCAGAAACUGCUGGUCCGGUAGAAGUUGGUGAACGACCAACAGAACCGGUACAUAUUUUAAGUAUUGCCGUCCAAGAAAAGGAAAAUCAUGAUGAUGCUAUAAUGGCAAAAAUUUUUGGAGAUUGGUGUGCUGCAAAUAAAGAAGAAUUAAUCUUGCGAGGUAUAAAAAGAAUUACGUUCGCUGCUUUAAAGAAAAGACAGUUUCCUAAAUUCUUUACAUUUCGUCAAAGAGAUGGUUUUGUUGAAGAUAAAAUUUAUCGACAUCUUGAACCUGGUUGCGCUUUUCAAUUAGAAUUAAACAGAAUGAGAACUUAUGAUCUUGAAGCUUUACCAACUUCGAAUCAAAAAAUGCAUCUAUAUCUUGGUCAAGCAAAAGUUGCUAAAGGACAACAAGUCACAGAUUAUCGUUUCUUUAUUCGUUCUAUUAUAAGACAUUCUGAUCUUAUUACAAAAGAAGCUAGUUUUGAUUAUCUUCAUAAUGAAGGUGAACGUGUCUUAUUAGAAGCUAUGGAUGAAUUGGAAGUUGCAUUUUCACAUCCUCUUGCAAAACGUACGGAAUGCAAUCAUAUUUUUCUGAACUUUGUACCUACAGUUAUUAUGGAUCCAGCAAGAAUAGAAGAAAGUGUAACAAGUAUGGUAUUGAGAUAUGGUCCAAGAUUAUGGAAAUUACGAGUCCGUCAUGCUGAGAUUAAAAUGACGAUUCGUCCAGCACCAGGAAAACCAACAUCUAUUAUACGUUUAUGUAUUGCUAAUGAUAGUGGAUAUAGUAUAGAUUUACACCUUUAUACAGAAAUAACUGAUCCAAAGACUGGUAUCAUUCGUUUUGAAUCUUAUCCUUCUGCAAAGGCAAAUGGUACUUGGAGGCCCGGACCUAUGCAUGGUUUACCGAUUUCUACGCCAUAUUUAACCAAAGAUUAUCUUCAAGCAAAGCGGUUUCAAGCACAAAGUGCUGGUACAACAUAUGUAUAUGAUUUACCAGACAUGUUUAGACAACAAACUGAGAAACUAUGGCACAAAUACAUAGAAGAAAGAGAACAAUCUGAUAUAACGAUUCCGAAUACUGUAAUGGAUUGCGUGGAAUUAGUAUUAGAGGGUGAAAAUUUAGUAGAACAGAAACGUCUUCCUGGUGAAAAUAAUAUCGGUAUGGUCGCUUGGAGAUUAAGACUUUAUACACCAGAAUAUCCUAUAACUGGUAGAGACAUUAUAUUAAUUGCGAACGACUUAACACAUUUAAUUGGUUCCUUUGGCCCAAAGGAAGAUUUAGUAUUUUUCAAAGCAUCUGAAAGAGCUAGACAACUUGGAAUUCCUCGAAUAUAUUUUUCCGCAAAUUCUGGAGCUCGUAUUGGUUUAGCAGAAGAAGUAAAAGGAUUAUUCAGAAUCGCUUGGGAGGAUGACGAUGAACCAGAAAAAGGAUUCAAAUAUAUAUAUCUAACUCCGGAUGAUUACGCACGCUUAGCACCAUUUAAUUCAGUAAAAACUUCGUUGAUUGAAGAUAAGGGAGAAUCUCGUUACAAAAUUACUGAUAUUAUUGGUAAAGAGGAUGGUCUUGGUGUAGAAAAUUUGAAAUAUGCUGGUAUGAUUGCUGGAGAAACGUCAAAAGCUUAUGAUGAAAUAGUUACAAUUUCCAUUGUUUCUUGUCGUGCUAUUGGUAUCGGUUCUUAUUUAUUACGUCUUGGGCAAAGAGUGAUUCAAAUAGAAAAUUCUCAUAUCAUUUUAACCGGGUAUAAAGCAUUGAAUGUUGUAUUAGGUCGCGAAGUAUAUGCUAGUAACAAUCAAUUAGGUGGUAUACAAAUCAUGCAUAAUAAUGGAAUAUCACAUGCAACUGAUGUAAGAGAUAUAGAAGGUAUUGCCACUGCUUUAAGAUGGUUAAGUUAUUGUCCGAAAUAUAAAGGAGCGCCUCUUCCUAUAUUAUCAUCACUUCUUCCUGAUCCAAUUGAUAGAGAGAUUACUUAUGUUCCUACAAAGACAGCUUAUGAUCCAAGAUUAAUGCUUGAAGGUAGAAUACAAAAUGGUACAAAUUAUUGGGAGAGUGGAUUCUUUGAUCGUGGCUCUUGGCAGGAAAUAAUGAGACCUUGGGCUCAAACUGUGGUAACUGGACGAGCUAGAUUAGGAGGAAUUCCUUGUGGUGUUAUUGCAGUAGAAACAAGAACUGUUGAAUUGCAUUUACCCGCUGAUCCUGCUAAUCUCGAUUCAGAAGCUAAAACAAUCUCUCAAGCAGGACAAGUAUGGUUUCCUGAUAGUGCAUAUAAAACUGCUCAAGCUAUUCAAGAUUUUGGAAAAGAAGAACUUCCACUUUUUAUCUUUGCUAAUUGGAGAGGAUUUUCUGGUGGAAUGAAAGACAUGUAUGAACAGAUUAUCAAAUUUGGUGCUUACAUUGUGGAUGGAUUAAGAAAAUAUACUAAACCAAUAUUUAUAUAUAUUCCACCAAAUGGUGAAUUAAGAGGUGGUGCUUGGGCAGUUGUUGAUCCAACAAUAAAUCCUCGUUACAUGGAAAUGUUUGCUGACAAUACAAGUCGAGCUGGAGUUUUAGAACCUAGUGGAAUAGUAGAAAUAAAAUUUAGAAAUAAAGAUUUAAUUAAAACUAUGCAUAGGAUUGAUACAGUAAUACAGAAACUUAAAGAAAACUUAUCCAAUGUAAAUUCACCUGAAGAACGAAAAGAAAUCGAAAGUCAAAUACGUAAGAGAGAACAAACUUUAGAACCUAUGUAUCAUCAAGUUGCAAUUCAUUUCGCGGAUCUUCACGAUACACCAGAAAGAAUGUACGAGAAAAAUGUCAUUCACGAUAUUAUUCCAUGGCGAAAAGCGCGAAGAUUACUUUACUGGCGACUUAGAAGAAGACUUUUAGAGGAUGAAAUAAAAGAGGAAGUUCUUUCAACGCAACGAAAUUUAGAUGUUGAUUUUAGACAAGUAGGUGCGAUGUUGCGUAGAUGGUUCAUAGAGGAUAAAGGUGCCACGGAAUCAUAUUUAUGGGAUCAAGAUGAAGUAGCGACGAAUUGGUUGGAAAAUCAACGACAAGAUGAAAAUAGUGUUGUUUCACGUAAUAUCACUUGUGUCAAACAAGAUGCAAUCGUUUCUCGAAUCAAAGAAGCUCUAGAAGCUUGUCCAGAAGUGAGAUUAAAUGCAAUUUUAGAAAUUGCGCACAGACUACAUCCAGCAGAACGCACGGAAUUGCAAAGAACUUUGUCACAAAUAGAAAUGACUGCACAGGAGCAUCAUAAUGAUUCAAGUGGUUCAUCCUAAUGUUUCUUUGAAUUAAAAAGAAACUCUUGUCUAUUUGCGUACCUGCUGUAUGUAGUAUGUAUUAGAAUUAAUUGUACAGACACUCGUUAUUCUUGUUAAUAGCAAAUUGUACGGAAGUAGUAUAAUUUUUGGAAAGUUAAUAAUUGUUUCUAUCGAUAGCGUUACGUGAUGAUAGAAAGUAAAAGAACUUGUGUCUUAUUAAAGUUCAAUGGUGAUGCUAUCGUGUGUCAGACAGUAUCACUGCCAUCUCCUAAACCAUGGCAAAAUGUGCCCUUUGUUUAUAAUAAGUAUAUUCAUGAAUGUAAAAAUUAUACUUCAUGUAUACAUAUAUAUAUUUUAUGCAUAUAUAUAUAUGUAUAUAUAUAUAUAUAUGUAUAUAUAUAUAUAUAUAUAUAUGUAUGUAUAUGUGUGUAUGUGUAUAUAUAUAUAUAUAUAUAUAUAUUUCUUUUUAGGAAAAAGUUUGUUCAUUACGUUUAUUUUUAUCGAACGACUAAUGUGUACAUCGAUAUUUUUCAUGUUUAUCGAUAAAAAAAGAAACAACUCGAUAAGUAAUUUUAAAGUAUUAAGUACUAUUUUUUCAAUCGUGAUAAAAAAUAUCAAAAAUUCUUUACUCUCUAGGAAUAAUUUAAUAUAAAUAAAGGGAUAGAUAAUAAAAAAUUUUAUGAACUUGAAUAUUUAACAAAAAUAAGGCAUUUAAUAUAAAAUAGUUACUAAAUGAUCUUUAUACACAUAUAUUUUAUACUAUUUUUAAUUCAUUGAUAUCAAGUUCAAAUGUAUAUUACAUGCAGUCAUAUCGUUAGAGACAUAAAAAAAAUUCUCAAUAUUCUCUUUGUUUAUGUCAUUGUCCUUAAAAGACUGGUAUCUGACUUCGAUGUACAUCAAUUAAAUCAUCAUCUAAAGUAAGCAGUACCAUAAAUGAAAAAAACAUUGCUAAAGCAGAUAGAAAAUGCCAAAUAUCAUGACUAUCAAAAAAGUGUAAGAAUUCGCAGGGCUUAUUAUAAUGACGUGAUUGAGCUGGAGUAAGUUCCCAUGAAAUAGUUUUGUUUAUAAAAAAAUAUAAAGCAGCAGCCCAAAAUACAAUUGAUAAAACAAUAUAAAUACAUGGUCGAAGUAGAAUUCGUUCUUUAUGACAAAUCUGAAAUAUUAAAAAUAUAUUAAUUCAUAAUAUAAGAAUAAUAAAUAUAGAUAUAAUUAUUCAUAUAUAUAUAUAUAUAUAUAUGUAAAUAUAUAUAUAAUAUAUAUAAAUAAUAUAUAAAUAUAUAUAUAUGUAAAUAUAUAUAUAUAUAUAUAUAUAUAUAUAUAUAUAUGUGUGUGUGUGUAUACCUUCAUAAUAAUAUAAAAAGUAGUAUAUAAAAUUAAAUUAGACAUUAAUAUGGCUAAUAGAAACGUGGCAAAAUUUUUUUCUUGAUAUAUAUUUCCAAUUACUGCAAGAGCAAUGUUCCAUAAAUUUGCUAUAACGAGCAUAAAAAAGCGUCCUAUAUACAAAGGUCGAAAUAAAUAUCUAAUUCCAGAACGGGCGUCAUGUUUACAAUUCUAGAAAAUUAUAAAAUUAGUGAUAAAUUGUGCCUAACAAAUAAUCAGGUCAAAAUGAAAAAUAUGAAAUUCAUUAAAUAUAUGAAAUUACCUGUAA
Molecule: messenger RNA, 9967 nt
Organism: Apis cerana (Asiatic honeybee)
Lineage: Eukaryota; Metazoa; Arthropoda; Insecta; Hymenoptera; Apidae
Gene: ACC
Product: acetyl-CoA carboxylase
Biological process (GO): fatty acid biosynthetic process
Cellular component (GO): mitochondrion
Molecular function (GO): acetyl-CoA carboxylase activity; metal ion binding; ATP binding
Source: RefSeq, a predicted model, not a curated record